Molecule: messenger RNA, 1766 nt
Organism: Medicago truncatula (barrel medic)
Lineage: Eukaryota; Viridiplantae; Streptophyta; Magnoliopsida; Fabales; Fabaceae
Product: 7-deoxyloganetin glucosyltransferase
Exons: 2
Coding region: 107-1564 (485 amino acids)
Molecular function (GO): quercetin 7-O-glucosyltransferase activity; quercetin 3-O-glucosyltransferase activity
Source: RefSeq, a predicted model, not a curated record
UCAUUUUCUUACACCAAACAAUGAAGAUGACAUUUUCUCUCUAUUAAAGCAAAGAUCACUUGUAUCCCUUUAUUCUUAAACUUAUCUUACACACACAAAUUCAAACAUGAGCAAUUUUGCAGAGAGAAUUAAGCCACAUGCAGUGAUAACUCCAUAUCCACUUCAAGGCCAUAUCAAUCCGUUGUUAAAACUAGCAAAACUUCUUCAUCUUAGAGGCUUUCACAUAACCUUUGUCAACACCGAAUACAAUCACAAACGUUUGCUCAAAUCAAGAGGUCCAAAAGCCUUUGAUGGUUUCACUGAUUUUACCUUUGAGACUAUUCCAGAUGGUUUAACUCCGAUAGAAGGCGAUGGUGAUGUUAGUCAAGACAUUAUCUCUCUUUCCGAUUCAAUAAGAAAGAAUUUCUAUCACCCCUUCUGUGAACUUCUUGCUAGACUUAAAGAUUCUUCCAAUGAUGGUCAUAUUCCUCCUGUUAGUUGCUUAGUUUCUGAUAUUGGAUUGACUUUUACUAUACAAGCUGCUGAAGAACAUGGUUUACCUAGUGUUCUAUUUAGUUCAGCUAGUGCAUGUUCACUUCUGUCGGCUUUGCACUUUCGUACAUUGAUUGAUAAAGGUGUCAUACCACUCAAAGAUGAGAGUUAUUUGACAAAUGGAUAUUUGGACACUAAAGUUGACUGGAUUCCAGGUUUGGGAAACUUUAGACUAAAGGACCUGCCUGACUUUAUAAGAACUACUGAUCCUAAUGAUAUAAUGAUAAAAUUUAUCAUUGAAGCGGCCGAUAGGGUUCAUGAAGCUAAUUCUAUUGUUUUCAAUACUUCUGAUGAACUUGAGAAUGAUGUAAUAAAUGCUCUAUCUAUUAAGAUCCCUUCUAUUUAUGCCAUUGGCCCUUUAACUUCAUUUUUGAAUCAAAGUCCGCAAAAUAACUUGGCUUCUAUAGGUUCUAAUCUUUGGAAAGAAGAUAUGAAAUGUCUUGAAUGGCUUGAAUCUAAGGAACAAGGUUCUGUAGUUUAUGUGAAUUUUGGAAGCAUCACGGUCAUGACUCCAGAUCAACUGUUAGAGUUCGCUUGGGGUUUGGCCAACAGCAAGAAACCUUUUUUGUGGAUUAUUAGGCCUGACCUUGUCAUUGGUGGCUCGGUUAUUUUGUCAUCCGAUUUUGUGAAUGAAACUUCGGAUAGAGGCGUAAUAGCAAGCUGGUGUCCGCAAGAGAAAGUGUUGAACCAUCCUUCAGUUGGAGGAUUCUUGACUCAUUGUGGAUGGAACUCCACAAUGGAAAGCAUCUGUGCCGGAGUACCAAUGUUGUGUUGGCCUUUUUUUGCUGAGCAGCCAACAAAUUGCAGAUAUAUUUGCAAUGAAUGGGAGAUUGGAGCAGAAAUUGAUACCAAUGUGAAGAGAGAGGAGGUGGAGAAGCUGAUCAAUGAAUUAAUGGUGGGAGAUAAAGGAAAGAAGAUGAGGCAAAAGGCCAUGGAAUUGAAGAAGAAGGCAGAGGAGGACACAAGACCAGGUGGUUGUUCAUAUGUGAACUUGGAAAAAGUGAUUAAGGAGGUGCUGCUCAAACAAAAUUAGAUUAAAGUGAUUUUUUUCCCUGCAAAGUACUGUAUUUCUAUAUUGAUUUUCUCUUAUUGAAUAUAUUUCUUUGACAAGCUCCAACACAUGUGAGUAUCGUGUCCAAUGUCUCUGUCUGUGUCCGUGCUUCAUAGGUUUAUAAUUUGGUUGAUCAGGGUUUCAACCUUAUUCCGCACUUAAAUUUCUAGCUAUUCAUGAUUUA